This is a messenger RNA of Aspergillus thermomutatus, 1506 nucleotides long. RefSeq lists its product as uncharacterized. NCBI's taxonomy places the organism in Eukaryota, Fungi, Ascomycota, Eurotiomycetes, Eurotiales, Aspergillaceae. Bases 1 to 1506 code for a protein of 501 amino acids. The record is from RefSeq and is a predicted model, not a curated record. Gene Ontology annotation, molecular function: hydrolase activity, acting on carbon-nitrogen (but not peptide) bonds. The transcript has 4 exons.
AUGGCACCGAAUACAUCGAUCCUGUUGCAGAAUGCGACUAUCCUUGUCCCCAGUGGGAAAAAGGAUGAAUCAGUCAUCCCGCUUCGAGAGCAUUCGCUGCUCAUUGAAGGCAACAGAAUCACCCGGAUUGCACCCAGGUUAAUUGCCCCUUGGCCCACGACAGAAGUGAUAGACUGCACCGGCAAAAUUGUAUCCCCUGGGUUCAUCGACACCCAUAACCAUGUCUGGCAGAGCCAAUUGAAAGGAAGACAUGCCGAUCACACUCUGAUUGAAUAUAUCCCUACAGGGAGCAUGCAAGCGUACAACUAUACGCCAGAAGAUAUAUUCUGGGGACAGCUGGGAGGAUGUCUCGAAGCGCUGGAUGCAGGAACGACUACGGUUGUUGAUCAUGCACAUAUGAACUAUUCGCCUGAAAACAAUACCGCUGCUAUUGCCGCCACCGUGUCAUCCGGGAUCCGCUCCAUCUUUGGCUAUGCAUUUGUCGCGAGAGUGAAAGAAUGGCAACCUAGACUGACUGUGAACUCAUCUUUAGUCCCAGACUGGGCUGUGAAGCAAGUAGAAGAGCUCACCAAAGCCGCUCCCUUCGGAGACGGUCGGGUGCAGCUAGGCUUGGCUUUUGAUGCAUUAUUCCUCCCGAAAGAGAUCGUUGCGGACCUUUACGAUAAAUGUCGGCGAGCUGGUGCGAAGCUUGUCACCUCUCAUUAUGCACGUGGUGCUGUAUUCGGACAACACUCGAUUAUCGACGUCCUUGACGGUUAUGGCCUGUUGGGUCCAGAUCUCCUCAUUUCGCACGCAACUAACAUGACCGACGCGGAUGGAGAGAAGCUAAAGAGGGCUCGUGCUUCCGUUUCCUCUACGCCGGACACGGAGCUACAAAUGGGACUCGGAUAUCCAGUCUGCUUUCGCAAUGAUGUCAAAGCAAUCAGCUCCUUUGGAGUGGACUGUCACGCGAACAACGGAUCCAGCAUCAUCAUGCAAAUGCGACUGGCUCUCCAGGCUGAACGCGGGCGCCGGAACAAGGCCCUAAUCCUACAAGGAAAGGCGGCCAGGCAUCAGAGUAUCACGGCUCAAGAAGUCUUCCGCUUAGGGACCAUCGGAGGAGCACGCGCCGCCAAAAUGCAGGAUGAGGUUGGAUCGCUGGAGGAGGAUAAACUGGCCGACAUUGUUAUCUUCGAUGCGCUCAGUCCGGCAAUGGUCUGUGCCGCGGAGCAGGACCCUGUGGCUGCCAUUAUAUUCCACUCGUCUAUCGGCGACAUUGACACCGUCAUUGUCGACGGCCAGAUCCGGAAAAGAGGAGGAAAGCUUGCUUCUAUCGAUGUCGACGUUUCGGACACAAACAUAAAGCCAGCAAAGUCUCGCCUGGAAUGGUCUGACGUAGCAAAGGAGCUUCUGAAGAGUCGACAAAGAAUAAAUGAAUUGGAUGAGAAGCGGUUGUCUGGAGAUAUUGAACGUGCCGUGGAUGACCUGGCGAUGGCGUUCCAAAUUGGUGAAGGUAGCCUCGUUUAA